AUGUUAUUGACACAUGGAAAAGAGAAUGUUCUGGCACGCUGGUCAAGAGAUAACUACGUUAUGUAUUUCUGCAUCGGCAAACCUUUUAAAUGCAAAUUAUGAGAAGAUGAUAUGACAGAAAAGAAAAACCAGUGAAUAUAAUAACAUUUGAAAAAUAUCUAAAAAGGACAAAGAAAAUUUGAAUUACAAUAUUAUAAGCUGACAUGCUGAAGCAGUGUGGGGUCAACUUUGGCGGAGAAACUUGAAAGGCUUCAAAAGAGAGCGGCGAGGGUUGUCCUAAGAGAAGAAUCAGGCAAGGACCCGGUUUCCCAACUUGCCUGGGCUAACCUACAUAGUAGGCUACAAUAACAUCUGUGCAUAUUCAUUUUCAAGUGCUUGAAGGCACUUAUAUUCUCAUGUAUUCAUGUAUUUUAUUUUAAUUUAUCAGGAGCCCCAUUGAUAUCAGCCCUGCUGAAGGGGCAAAUCCUGUAUAAAUAUAGGUAAAUAAAUAAAUAAAUAAACACUAAGCUUUCUUCAACCAAAAAGGUCGUCUUAACUCAUCAGUUUAAUUUUAAAGAAGAUAAAUCCGCCGUAGUGAAAAUAUUCAAAGCAACGGUCUAUGUUUUAGCAUCAGCAAACGAAAAUGCUCGAUGACAAGUAUGGUCAGUAUUUUUGGGAUCUUUUUGAUUGUCUGUUCUGUUUUUUUUUUCUCUCGUUUUUCACGGCCCAAGUUCUCCACUUAACCCCAACAAGAAACUCGUACCGAGCCCACUGCUAUAGACAUUCAAGAAAGAUAAAGCGUUUAACAGAGAGCUUUCCACAACAUUUGCAUCUUGAUAUGGCACAAUAAAUUAUGGUGCUGUUAGGGACCUCUAACAGCAUUCAAAAUGGCCUCAACUUAGCCACCAUCUUCGGUCUUACUGAAAAUGAAGAGUUACCAAGUGCUACCUCAAGUCAAAACUACUGACCAAACCAAAAGAUAAAUGAAACAUUUGUCUAGCACUCAGUGAAUAUUAUAGAAAGGCAAAAAAGAGCUACAUUGCGCUCAUUCUUAAAUACUGAAUAACAACAACCUUUCUCGUUCAGCUUACAGAUUGUUUAUGGUACAGGAAGGGCCAGAUUGUUUAAAACGAAUAUCACAAUUCCCUCUCUACACGUUAGACACGUCUUUUAGGCUAGAAAAAGAAAAAGAAGUUCUACAAGAUAUGUACAAAUCUACAAACGGACAACAAUGGUACGAGGCUAGUGGAUGGAACAGUUCAACUAAUGAGAUCUCUCAUUGUUUCUGGUAUGGAAUCACCUGUCAUGACAACACGUCAUACAUAAAAAGUAUCGUGUUGCCUUAUAACAACUUGGAUGGCUUUCUUUUUCUUUCUUUCUCGACUGGAAAAACUUUACGAUCUCGAUAUUCGAAACACCCCAGGCGUGAUGCAUGGAGACCUCAACGUAAUAUUUGGUAUUCCUUCCUUAUCCUAUUUGUACUCGUCUGGCCUUCACCUUAG
Molecule: messenger RNA, 1481 nt
Organism: Porites lobata
Lineage: Eukaryota; Metazoa; Cnidaria; Anthozoa; Scleractinia; Poritidae
Source: the annotation of a GenBank genome assembly